GCGCUCGCGUUUCAUACAACUCUUAAGUAAGGCGCGCUGCUAUUGGCUGAUGGCCGGUGGCGUCAUCACCGCUCCUGGAAGAGAAGGUGACCUCAGCGCCGGUUGUCGCUUCUUCCUUAAUUUAUGCGACAUAGCCGGCUGCAGUGAACAGUGCAGAUUGAUGUCAAUGAUGGGACUAGGAUCAAUCUGGAAGAGCUACAAAGUUUUGAUAAUUAUGGUACCAAGUAUUGGAGUGAUACACUGGGGCUGGUAUAACAUGCAGUCAAGCCCAGUCUUUCAUCCUGAGGGUAAAGGCCGUUUACCGCUCAUUUUUCAGUUCCUUUCCCGCAAAGAUAUGGAUACAAAAGACAAAUAGUGGUGUGAUGUGGUUCUUUAGAUUGUUUUGAACCUACUCUUCUUCAUCUGGAAGUCAAGGAGCCAUGAAACAGAAAUAAUUUUUGAGGAAGAACUGGUUCUGGGUUGCUGGGAUAGCAUUUCUAGGCGUCCACUUUGGGACCUAUUUUAUUCAGAGGGUGGCAAAGAGUUCUGCUAGAGAAACUAUGGCUCUCAAAGAUUCUAAAAGCAGCAAUUGAGUCCCCUGACCGUGUCACCGGAUAAAUCACAAUUCACCAAUGUUAAGACUCUAUGAGUACAGCAUACAUUUGUAAUGUUACACGUUCCCCCACUUGUUGGUGUAAACGUAAUAAAUUAUAUGAUUUUUAAAUCUUAA
Molecule: messenger RNA, 709 nt
Organism: Hyla sarda
Lineage: Eukaryota; Metazoa; Chordata; Amphibia; Anura; Hylidae
Exons: 3
Coding region: 50-355 (101 amino acids)
Source: RefSeq, a predicted model, not a curated record